UCGUACACGCAAACUGUAUCCCAAUCGUUCAACUCUCACCAUUCUCAACAAAAUAAAGUAUUACUCUUCUUCCCUUGGCACCAGCCCCUUGAUAAAUUCAAGUAUUCAACACACAAAUCCGAUCGACAAGCGAAUCCUUUCUUUCUCCAUUCCCACUGCUCGGCAUACCGUCCUGCCCGCUGCCCGCCUUUUUCCCUCCUUUCCCACUAGCCCCUCUCUCUCUAUAUAAACCUCCACGCAUUGACCGUAACCUUUUAAUCUCAAAAUGUUCGUCAAACUCACCGUCACCGUUCUUUUCUUUCUAUGCGCCGUCGCUUAUUCUCGUACUCCGUCAGAUCUACCAGAUGGGGACUUCACUCUACCCGAAUUACCAAGAUCCGAUCCGAAAGCCACGCCUGUUCUCUUCCUCCCAAGCCAGAAACCCGAAACUAGUGAGCCCGCAACUGAAAUAAAGUAUCCAGCUGAUGUAGAAAUCGAGGAGCAAAAGGAACCAGGAUCAUCAUCAACGGAGGUGAACACGGAAUCGAUUGAGAAAAAGGUGCCGCUAACAGUCGUGACUUUCCGUCCAACAAACCUUCACUUCUUGCCUCGACGCCCGUUACUCCCGGUACGCCAUCGUCACGGAUGCCGUCACGGGCACAAUAUGAUGAAGCCGCGUUUCUACGGUAAUGAUAUGGUUGUAUCCGGUGAGAAGGAUGAUGGUUUUGAACUUGGUGAUCAUCAGGCGACACGUGGCGUUGUUAGGCAGAUUCCUGCUAGGUGGACUAGGUUUCACCACGGGGGUCAGAAGUUUUCUUUCUAUGAUGACGUGGCAAAUGGAGAGGAGAGGGAGUGGGGCCACAAGAUGCAUCAUAAGCACCACCAUGAUCACGAGGAGCAUGAGCAUGAUCACGAGGAGCAUGAGCAUGAGCACGAUCACGAGGAGCAUGAGCAUGAGCAUGAUGACGAGGGGCAUGGGCAUGAUCACGAGGAGCACGAGCACGAGGAGCAUGGGCGUGGGCGUGGGCGUGGGCGUGAUCACGAGGAGCACGAGCACGAGGAGCGCGGGCGCGGGCGCGGGCAUGAGCAUGAGGGGCAUGGGCACGAGCACGAGCACGAGGAGCAUGGGUAUGGGCACGAGCACGAGGAGCAUGGGCAUGAAUGGGGAUUGUCCGAGGGGAUUCGCAAGUUUUUGAAGCAUAAUUUUUGAGGAGAUUUGGAAGGUAUUAAUGUUAUUAGAAAUAUAUUAUGGGGGUGUUUAAUUAUGUGUUUUGUUUUGUGGUGUGGUUAUGUAAUGUAAAUAACAUCGGCAUCCUAUGAGAUGUAUCGUAGAAUACAUGUUUUAGUUUUAGUAGAAGCUUUUAAAUAAUGCUGCUGCGGCGGCGUUGCAGCCA
Molecule: messenger RNA, 1373 nt
Organism: Populus euphratica (Euphrates poplar)
Lineage: Eukaryota; Viridiplantae; Streptophyta; Magnoliopsida; Malpighiales; Salicaceae
Product: sarcoplasmic reticulum histidine-rich calcium-binding protein-like
Exons: 1
Coding region: 266-1189 (307 amino acids)
Source: RefSeq, a predicted model, not a curated record